Linepithema humile (Argentine ant) is the source of this 996-nucleotide messenger RNA. It is a transcript of the gene Scox, whose product is annotated as Synthesis of cytochrome c oxidase. Gene Ontology annotation, molecular function: copper chaperone activity; copper ion binding. Gene Ontology annotation, biological process: intracellular copper ion homeostasis; mitochondrial respiratory chain complex IV assembly. The record is from RefSeq and is a predicted model, not a curated record. Lineage: Eukaryota; Metazoa; Arthropoda; Insecta; Hymenoptera; Formicidae. Gene Ontology annotation, cellular component: mitochondrial inner membrane.
AAAAAUUUUGAUUGCUGUUCUGUAUAUCGAAAAUGUAACCGUAUAACCUCUUUUAAUAGCAAAAGUUUGGUUUUUAUCAAAAGAACAAUGUCGACAUUAAUAUUGAGAUCUCUGGCAUCGUUAAGUAGGAAUUCUUAUAACGUUUUUACUAAGUUUAGGUACAUGAACACAUCAAAAAUAUUAUGUCAACAAUCUAUUGUAUCAAAGGAUCCUAAAGUAAGUAAAAAAAGAUCACCAAUUACAUGGAAAAGUUUGAUGCUUUCCGGUCUUGUUGGCACUGGUCUUCUACUAUAUAUGAACAAUCUAAGAAAUGAAAAAGAUAAGGCCAUGGCACGGGAAAGAAAACGGCAAUUAGGCAAAGCCAAGAUUGGUGGUAAAUUUGAAUUAAUAAAUACAGAGGGAAAAACAGUAAAGUCAGAUGAUUUCUUGGGACAGUGGAUACUGAUAUACUUUGGAUUCACACAUUGUCCGGAUGUUUGCCCAGAUGAAAUCGAGAAAAUGACAAAAGUGGUAGAUAAUCUUGAAAAAGAACAUAACUUUAAAAUACAACCAAUUUUCAUAUCAGUCGAUCCAGACAGAGAUACACCCACUAUUGUUGGCAAAUAUCUUAAAGAAUUCUCUGACAAAAUUAUUGGUCUUACUGGCAACUCCGACCAAGUGGGAAAUGCGUGCAAAGCUUAUAGAGUUUAUUAUAGUAACGGUCCCAAAGAUCAGGACAAUGAUUACAUCGUGGAUCACACUAUUAUUAUAUACUUGGUAGAUCCGGAAGGCAUGUUUGUCGAUUAUUAUGGACAAACUCAUGAUGCGGAAAAGAUGAUGACUAGUAUCCUUGUGAACAAAUUGAAGCAUGACCAGUUGAAAAAUGAUGAUUCUUCUUCUUCUUGGCUACCAUCAUUGUCGAUUAAAGGAGUGUUAUAAGUGCUGACAUUCCUCUGUAAAGUUAAUUUUUAUGUCAGUAUUGUACUAUAAAAAAUUAUAAACAUGCCCAAAAGUUUA